Dichotomopilus funicola is the source of this 1632-nucleotide messenger RNA. Its product is annotated as major facilitator superfamily domain-containing protein. NCBI's taxonomy places the organism in Eukaryota, Fungi, Ascomycota, Sordariomycetes, Sordariales, Chaetomiaceae. Gene Ontology annotation, biological process: transmembrane transport. Gene Ontology annotation, cellular component: membrane. Bases 1 to 1632 code for a protein of 543 amino acids. Gene Ontology annotation, molecular function: transmembrane transporter activity. The record is from RefSeq and is a predicted model, not a curated record. The transcript has 4 exons.
AUGGGUAGCGGCCGUUCGCGCCGCUGGUUCAGGCUGAGGGAGGAACGCGCGGGUGAGACGGAAAAGGAUUCUUCCCGGAGCAGCGACGGGAAUGGCGUCAGCAAUGCGGCCGGUGCCUCGGCGCUGCAGGGCAACACAGAGUCGAUUGAGUUGGGCUCCGUUACGGCGGAAACAAGAAGUCCGGGCGGGCCGGUCCCGCGGAGGCCGCUUGGCCCUGGUUUGGUGAAGGAAGAGGGUGUUGAAGAUGGGGGUGUGCGGGCCGGGGCCGACAACGAGACGACGGUGGAGUACAAGGUGUACAAGCGGCGGUGGUUCGGGUUGUUGCAGUUGACGCUGUUGAAUAUCAUUGUUAGCUGGGACUGGCUUACCUUCUCGCCCGUGUCCUCCCAAGCAGCAACCUACUUUGGCACCACGGAUACCAUCAUCAACUGGCUGAGCACGGCCUUCCUGUUUGCGUUCGCCUUCUUCACCCCUGUGGUUAUCUACGUGCUACAUCUCGGCCCGAAACUGUCCAUCGUUACGUCUGCCAGCCUUGUACUCGUCGGGAACUGGAUCCGUUAUGCCGGUUGCCAUUCCAAGUCUGGCGGGCUCUUCGGAGUGGUCAUGUUUGGCCAGAUUCUGACUGGGCUAGCCCAGCCUUUUGUCCUUGCGGCCCCGGCACGAUACUCAGACCUUUGGUUUACAAACCGAGGGCGGGUAACUGCCACAGCUUUGACAAGUCUUGCAAAUCCUCUUGGUGCUGCGUUGGGCCAACUGAUUAAUCCUUUCUGGGUUUCGAAACCGGGCGAUAUCUCCAACAUGGUCCUUUACGUCUCCAUCAUCUCCUCCGUCUGCGCAGUGCCUUCUUUCUUCAUCCCCGCUCGACCACCUACGCCCGCAGCACCGUCCUCGGAAACCCCCAAACUCAGUAUCCGCGCCUCCGCCCGCUUGCUAUUUAGCCAGCUCGAGUUCUGGCUCCUAUUCAUCCCCUUCUCCAUCUAUGUCGGCCUCUUCAACUCCAUCUCGUCCCUCAUCAACCAGAUCCUGCUUCCACACGGCUACACCGAGGAAGAAGCGGGCAUCGCCGGCGCUCUGCUUAUCGUCGUAGGCCUCGUCACGUCGGCGCUCACCUCCCCCAUCAUCGACCGAACCAAAUCCUACUUACUCGCCGUCCGCGUCGCCGUGCCCAUCAUUGCGGCAAGCUACCUCAUCUUCAUCUGGAUGCCUGGCACCCGUGCCUCUAGCGGCGGCAGUGUGGCCGGGCCGUAUGUCAUGAUGGCCAUCCUGGGCGCGUCCUCUUUCUCCCUCGUGCCUGUUGUUGUCGAGUAUCUCGUCGAAUUGACGCACCCCAUCAGUCCGGCUGUGACGUCGACGUUAGGGUGGGCUGGCGGGCAGCUGUUGGGUGGGAUUUUGAUUGUGGCUUCGGGGGCGCUGAAGAAGGGUCCUGAGGGUGAUCCGCCGGGGGAUAUGAAGGAUGCGUUGGUAUUGCAUGCUGUGUGUGCGCUGGUGGCGUUGCCGCUUCCGUUGUGUUUGGGGUUGUUUGGGAGGAAGGAGAAGUUGAUGCUGAGAAGGGUUGAAUCGGAUGAUGAGGGGAGAGGGGAGAAGGUGUUGGAGACAGGCGUGAUUAGUGUGGCCAUUUCCGUGUUUGCAUAA